Molecule: messenger RNA, 10358 nt
Organism: Gallus gallus (chicken)
Lineage: Eukaryota; Metazoa; Chordata; Aves; Galliformes; Phasianidae
Gene: PLEKHA6
Product: pleckstrin homology domain containing A6
Exons: 26
Coding region: 5211-8864 (1217 amino acids)
Molecular function (GO): protein binding
Source: RefSeq, a predicted model, not a curated record
GGCAGCGCACAGCCGCCGGGGUUGGCAAACGGUGCGGGCGGAGGGGACGCGCGGUGACAGCGGUGAGUGCGGUGCGGUGCGGUGCGGGGACACACGUGGGCCAUUGUCUGCGGCCGGGGAGCACGGGGUGACGCGGAUGUGGCCGCCGAGGUGUCACUGCGGUGCCGGUCGCCUGAGGGAUGCUGUCGCGAUUGUGGUGUGCGGUGGCUUAAGCAGGUGCUGAGGAUUUGGCCCGAAAGGAUUUCCCCACGCUGCUGCCGUAAUCCCCCACCCCUGACCUGAGCUGCCCGAGGAGAGCUCGGCUCUGGUUUGCUUUCUGCCUCACGCCGGCGAUUGCUUCAGACAGGUAUUUCUGCUGCUGGAGGUGGUUUGGUAAAGAGCUUAGGGAGAGCUUUAUAUCCCCCAGCCCGGGGGUUGGUGUGUGGUUCUGUGGCCAUACCCGUGCAGCACCUGGUUUGGAGGCUUUGCCCACAGCACUGCGCCGGACCCCACGCCCACAUCCCCACCGUGACCCCAGCACUGGGGGGACAGUCUGCAGACCCAGAACGGUUCCAGGUUGGUGGGGGCUGUGGUGUGUGGGGGGGAGGCUGAUGGCUGUGUCCUGAGCUGGGAUGUGCUCUCCACAUCUCACGUCUGCUCGCCCACACUGUGCCAUGUGCAUCUCAGGGUCGGCGCAGCUCUCCAUGGGCACAGCGGGCGCUGAGGUGUGGGUGUGUUUGUCCCCAAGAAGGGACAGCGGGGCGGCGAGGCUGAAGUGGGGCACAGAGCCGUGAUCUGCUCUGCCCCCAUCCUCGGGUCACUGCCGUCACACCGCUGUGACGUUCUCCAAAUGCCACCCCAUGGAUAUGGGCUGCCCCGAGCUCUGCAUCUCUUGCAGCAGCGCGUUUCAGCCAGGCUGUCCCUUUGAGGGAUGCCUUCGCCUCUCCCCCCGCCAGUGCUGGAGUUGUGAUGGAGCUGGAGUUACCAGGGAGAUCAAACAUAAACUCUCUGCUUCCCCCGGACUCCUCUCCUUGGCCGGAGCAGGAGGAGAGUGUCAGCCCCCCCCCCCCGCCGCAGGCAAUGCUGGCUGCCAGCAGCCGCUUUGUUCUCUGGAAAUCCCCUGAGGUCCCUGGGCUCCAUCCCGCCCUGCAGUGCUGAGCACAGAGGAGGCUUCGUCAUCCUAUCUCCCACCUAUGAGGGCUGGGACCUCGGCCCCAUUAGGAACCCCAGCCCCGUAGGGUCCCGCAGAUGUCCUGCUCAGUGCCACCACCGCCCAGCUGCGUGCUGGUGACAUUACCCGUUGUGCUCAGUGAUGCAGAGUCACCCUGUGGGACGUGGGAGCGCGGGCAGCCGCUGUGCUCCCUCCCUUCCGGGGACUUUGCCCAGCAGCUGUCAGCCCCGGUGCUGCGUGCGGGAUCCAGCUCAGGCUUUGUGCCUUUCCCUCCUUAUGCAUCUCUCAUGGAUUUAUUGCCAGCGUGUGUUUGCAGCCCAGAAAACCCAGCCUGGCCGCGGUGCUGGUGGGUUUGGUGGCCCACCCCGCAGGGUGCACAGGAUGCAGCAAGCCAUGGGUGCAGGCUGACAUCAGUGACGGAUGGUGAGGUGCGGUGUUUGGUCGCUGCUGUGGCUGCUGACGUGUGUGGUUUGUCACCAGGGUGGGGUGGCAGAGGAGGUGGGUGCUCAUGGCACUCUCCCUCCUGGGGCUGCUCAGCGUUCCCUCCCUGCGUGCCCAGGCUUGGGGGUGCCAAAUGGCACGUGAUGGCCAAAGUGGCCCAGCGGUGUCCCAGCACCAGGCCCAGAACAGGGCAGCAGCUCAAAUGAAUGCAUUGCAUCCCCAGCAGCUGAAUGGGGAACACCACAGUGCAUGGGCCUAUAGGAGCAGGGAGUGCAGAUGCUGCUCGGAUGCGUCCCCGCGUCGUGCCAGGAGCAGCAGGAGCCAGGAGCUCGUUGUUGUUAGCGUGGGGGCUGUGCUGGCUGCUGGCCCCCAUCCCUGCCUCGGUGGUGAAAGCGGCUCCAGAAAUGCUCUCUCAGCUCAGCUGGCGGCGUGGCUGGGGUUAGGGCACGGAUUGGGUUACGGAGGAAAACCGGCGGUCAGAGGGAAAUCUCCUUGCCUGGCUGUGCACCCGGCGCGGGUGUGUGGGUGCCCGCAAAGUGCUUUCAUCCCAGGGCUGAGCUCACCACAUUUCCAGGCUGUGCUGAGCCCGUGUCGGUGCCUGGUUAGGAUGUGGGGCAGGCCAGGGGGUUGCAUGGAGCUCUGCCCUCCUCUCUUUGCCUCCAUCUCCUCCUCUCCCCGCAGCCUUUUCCCUUUCAGCCACCCCAAACAAGCCAAGCCCCACGCAUAACUCCUGUAAGCAGAAGGGAAUUUGGAAACGCUGAGAGCAGCAAUUCCCAAACUUCUCCUCCAUCAGCUCUGCUCCUGGCCGCCGAUUCCCCUCUCUUCCCUUUGUUCAACUGAAUUCCUGUCCGCUUGCUCUGCCCGUCCUCCCACAGUGCUGUGACCCACGCUGGGGCUGUCACCGUGCACCUCGCAGCCGAGCAGGGAAAGCGCACAGCCCUCGUUAUCCCACUUGGAUCGGUUGGAAUGGCUGCACGAGGAGCAGCCUGGCCCCAUCCUGCUGCCUUUGCCACAGCCCUUCACUCUGCAUGGGGACAGCGGAGGAGCCGAGUGCUGGCACUCAUCCUCUGGCUGUCGGGUCGCUGCUGCGCCUGCAGAAUUCCUUCUAUUUAUUUUUUAUUCUCUUGCAUCCAAUGUGCAGAACUGAGCCUUGUGCUCUGAGCAGCGCACAGAGGGUCUGGUUUAUUAUCGCUCAGGGGGAAAUAAAUCUUCCUGGAGCGUCACUGAUUCCUCGCAGACAAAGCUGCUCCUUUGUGCUCCUGGCUGCGCGAUGGGGCCGUGGCGUGGAUGGAGGAGAAAGGCUCCAUUUCCCUGUGCUUUGCUCCCAGAUUUCUGCCCUGUUCUCCCCUGCAGGUCAGGGCUCAGCAGUUUGCACGGGGCCUCUUGGAGGUGGGUUUCUCUCCCACCUCCUUGCAGGGUGCCCGUGGGUGACUCUGUGGGUGCCGCCGUUCCCUUCUUCCUGGGAAAACAAACAGAUUUCAAGGGCUUGGUCGGAGGACAGGGAUGUGGCUGAGGAGGAGGGAGAGAGGUGAAGAAAGGGCUGGAAAAACAGAGGCAGGAGGCCAGGAUGCAGGGCGAGUUUGGCUCACAGCCACCUGAGCCCAUCGCCCGGGAGCCGCCUGGAUGCUCAGCCCCGAAGCCGCUGUCGGAACGUGCAUAAAUGCUGCAGAUUUACACCUCCAGAUUUACGCCUCCAGAUUUACAGCGGGCCCCUCAACGGGGCCGGGGCCAGGGGGUGGGGAGGCACGCACAGAGCUGAAAUUCGGGUUGGGGUGUGGGAGGACAAGGUGCUUUUUCCUGGUGGCGUGCGGCCAACAUGGGAGCUAGGGGAUGCUGUUAGCAGGCUGGGAGUGUUUGGAGGGGUUGGCCUGGAUUGAGCCUGACCAAGGAGGGGAGGGUGAUCAGGAUCCCCUUCCUCGCAGGUCUGCUCUGGGUUUGGUGCUUGGCAGAUUCCCAGGGAUGGGAGGAGAGGCUGCACUCCCCUCCUCCCCUCCUGCUCCCAGUCUGUGUGGAUGACAGCCUGCAACCCCGACACCACAGGGAUGGCCACAGUGUGGGAACAGCUCCUGGUUUUGGGUGCAGCUCAGAGACAGCUCACUCUGUGCCUGGCUCCAGCUCUCAGUGUGCUUUAUGCAUCCUGGUAUAUCCAGCUUGCUGUGCACGCUGCAAGGAGCUCUGCCAAGGCAUGGGAGCAGCAUGAGAUGGGGUUACUGGUGCAAAGGGACUGCAGAGCAGACCAGGCACCUGCAUGGAUGUGGAGCUCUAAGCACAUGAAUAGCACUGAUGGAGAGGGGCUGUGCGCCAUGCCCUGGGGACCAGGAGGGGUCCUGACCUCCAGGGCAGGCAACUGAGGAGGAAGGGAACGGGAUACAGAGAAACUCCAAGCAAAAGCCUGAGCUGCUGGGAACAGCUCUUAGGCAGAGGCAGCUGUGAAUCCUGCCAGGGAUGCACAGUGCCACUGAUGGGCAUUGGUGAUGAUGCGCGUGUGGCACAGUGCUGCUGCUGCUGCCUGCACCAAGGGGGGAAUGCAUGUGAGGGAUGCACCCAUGCAGCACUUUGGUCACUGCAGGGUCCUUGGGUUGUGCUCCUGGCCACGUCCCAAGCUUUUGUUUGCAAACACUGGGCAGCAGUGACCUUCACAGUGCAGGAAGGGCACCGGGUGAGCCAGGAGGGUUUUCCCCAUGGGGAAAGGGUGGGGUUGUCCUCCCUGCGCUCAGCAAACUUUAACUUUGGGGAGGGGGAAGGAAAGCAGCACCCAGAGAAAGUUUGUUCUUCACUUCCUGUGUUUAUUCCCUUCCCUUUCUCCCUACCUUUAAGAAAAAGCAAAGGGAGAUUGAAAGUAUGCUUUUUUGGUGUGUGUUUACCCUAAGGAGAAGCCCCAGCUUUUCUAUCCUGAGAGAUACAGGGCAGUGCUGCUCAGAGCCCCGGUGUAUGGCUGCUCUCUCCAGCACAGAGGUGCCCAUGGUUAUGGCCACCCUGGACGGCUGAUGGCUGUGACAUGGCCCAGCUGGCACAGGGAGAACAGCACUGCUCUGAGAUCACACAGCCAGGGCUGGACCCUGCUUCACAGCUCCUGAAGCCACUGCUGAGAGCAGCUCUGUGCCACCCUUGGGUGCAACCGGGGAUGGGGCAGGAGGUGAAGCGUUGGGGUGUUUGCUGGCUCUGGUGUUGGUGCUGGCACUGGGUGCACAGCAGCAGGUUGGCACGUGCCCAUGAGCCGUUGGGGGACCUUGACCACUGGUAGCAGAUGGUGGCAGUGAUUGGGGAGCUGCAGUGGUGCGGAUGAGCGCGUGUGUCCCACCCCACAGCUAGCAGCGUGCCAGCUAGGGGAGCAGUGCAUUGCUCCUGGCUGCCUCCGGAGCAGUGUCAGCCCACGGUGGUCGAAAGGGGUGCACAGGGUUGACUGGGAGCUGCCAUCUCGGCCUUCCUGGAGCAUCCUCUGUCUGUGCUGUUGACGUGGUUCCCAUCCCCAGCUUCUCCCCACUGCCCUCCUGGCAGUGACGAGGACUGUUUGUGCUGACCAAGCCACAAUGAAAGGCGGAACACCUUCCUGCACCCAGUGACGGGGCAGCUCCCGGAAGAAAACUCAAGAUUAGACUUGCAAAAGCCGACCUUGGACAUGUCAAGCAAAGCAGGAAGCAAGCGCCCGGCGAACAGCAGCAGCAGCAGCGAGCCCUCCAACCACACCAUGGUGACGGAGGUGGCCCCGGAGCGGCCCGGAGGCCGGGUGCGUGCCCGGGUCCACGUGGCACAGCGGGCAACGACGGAGCAGAUGGGAAGCGGGGGUCAAACCCGGGCACUGAGCUCAUCCUCUCCCCCUCUGCAGGCGUCGCGCUCCUCCCGUAAGGGCAUCACCUUCGGGAAGCGCUCCAACUCCAUGAAGAGAAACCCCAACGCCGCCGUCACCAAAAGCGGUUGGCUCUACAAACAGGCCAGCUCGGGGGUGAAGCAGUGGAACAAGCGCUGGUUCGUGCUGGUGGACCGCUGCCUCUUCUACUACAAAGAUGAGAAGGAGGAGAGCAUCCUGGGCAGCAUCCCUCUGCUCAGCUUCCGUGUGGCGGCCGUGCAGCCCUCCGACAACAUCAGCAGGAAGCACACCUUUAAGGUGACGGUGUGCUGGGUGGAGGAAGUGCCAGCGAGUAACGAGCAGUCCCUGUCUCCCCAGGCCGAGCACGCUGGCAUCCGGACGUACUUCUUCAGCGCUGAGAACACAGAGGAGCAGGAAUCCUGGAUCCAAGCCAUGGGCGAAGCUGCCCGGGUGCAGAUCCCCCCAACCCAGAGACACGAGAAGACGGACUCUGAGAACAUCCCCCCCAGCAAACACCACCACCACCAUCGUAAUACCGUGCACCACGAGCACCCCAAAGCUGACCCCGAUGCCAAGACCCGGGGUGAAGGCGAUGGCCGUGGCUCAGAGAAACUCGAGAGGAAACCAGAGAGGAUAGAGAGCAAGAAGGAACCCUUGGCCAAAGCCAACGGCAUCGCCGGGCAAGAGAUACCCUCCGAGCCCGGCAGCCCUUACCCCGAAGCACCGCGGGCGCCAACGAGCACAGAGCGGCCGCCCCAACCCAAUGGUUGGCCCUACACAUCCCCCAGCCGCCCUGGCAGCACUGCGUACCCCCCACCCGAUGGGGAGAGCGCUGCCCACCGCCGCAGCUUCGCCCCCCGCACCAACCCCGAGAAGAUCGCGCAGCGGAAGAGCUCCAUGACGCAGCUGCAGCAGUGGGUGAACCUGCGCCGGGGCAAUGUGCCCCCCGAGGAGCUGCGCAGCCCCACCAGGUUUUACCCCGUGUCUCGCCGGGUGCCCGAUUACUACCCCCCCUACUCACCCCAGUACCCUGAGGACUACCAGUACUACCCACCCGGCGUGCGCCCUGACAGCAUCUGCUCCAUGCCCGCCUACGAGCGGGUCAGCCCUCCCUGGGCACUGGAAGACAAGCGGCAUUCCUUCCGCAACGGGGGUCCCUAUCAGCUCCGGGAAUGGAAGGAGCACCCCAGCUUCGGCCGGCAGGAUGUCCCAGUCUGGCUCCCUGGUAGGCAGCCGACUUACUUCGACGAGGUGGAUGCCGCCUCGGGAUCGCUGCGGAGGAUGUCACUGCAGCCCCGCUCCCGCUCCGUGCCCCGCUCGCCCAGCCAGGGAUCCUACAGCCACACUCGGGUGUACUCCCCGGUGCGCUCACCCAGCGCCCGCUUUGAGCGGCUGCCGCCCCACGGAGAGGAGAUUUAUGUCGACCCCGGCACCUUCAUGAUGAGGAGAUCCAUCAGUUCUCCCAAGUAUGACUAUCUGGGUGACAGGCGGCCCAUCCCUGCGGGAAUGUACCCCUACCACUACCCAGCAUCCCCCACGGUCCACGACAAGAUGGAUGAACUUUUAGACCUUCAGUUGCAAAGAAACCUAGAGUAUUUGGACCAGCAGAUGAGCGAGAGCGAAACCCUGAUCAGUAUGGUGAACAGGAUGGUGGAGAGCUCCUCCCCUAGGGCUCAGCUCUACAUGCAAGUGACGACACCCUUCCCAGAAGCCUACAGGGAGACCCUGCAUGCCUACAAGAUAAGCGAGCAAGACACCGAUAAGCUGCUGGGGAAGCUCUGUGAGCAGAACAAAGUGCUGCGGGAGCAGGAGAGGCUGGUGCAACAGCUCCGAGCAGAGAAGGAGAGUCUGGAGAGUGCCCUGAUGGGGACGCACCAGGAGCUGGAGAUGUUUGGGAGCCAGCCCGCCUACCCUGAGAAGCUGCUGCACAAGAAGGAGUCCCUGCAGAACCAGCUCAUCAACAUCCGUGUGGAGCUGUCUCAGGCCAGCACGGCCUUGGCCAACAGCACGGCUGAGUAUGAGACCCUGGAGAGCGAGGUGUCUGCCCUGCACGAUGACCUCUGGGAGCAGCUGAACCUGGACAUCCAAAAUGAAAUGCUCAACCGGCAGAUCCAGAAGGAGAUCUGGAGGAUCCAGGAUGUGAUGGAGGGGCUGAGGAAGAACAACCCGUCCCGUGGCACCGACACUGCCAAGCACAGAGUGGCCAUCGGCCCCUCAGGCACCUACAGCUCCAACAGCCCCGCCAGCCCACUGAGCUCCGCCAGCCUCACCAGCCCCCUGAGCCCCUUCUCUCUCAUCUCUGGCUCCCAGGGCUCACCCACCAAGCCAGGCCCCAGCGAGGAACCCGGCCCGCCUCGACCUCCCCUCCCCAAGUCGUACAUCCCCCUGGAGCCUCCUCCGACUGUACCUCCACUCCCUAGCGAGAGCCGCCCCUGGCCGUACCCCACCUCCCCUUCCUGGCAGCGAGGCGGCGAGUCGCAGAGGGGACAGCCCAAACCAAGCUUGGAGCAAAGCAAGAAGGAGACGCAGCGAACGGCUGCCCCUGGCCCCACUGCUGAGGGGCUGCAGAGCCGGCAGGAGCAGGAGGCAGAGAAGCAAGCUGCCCUCAACAAAGUGGGCAUUGUGCCGCCCCGAACCAAAUCUCCGACAGAGGAGGAGGUGGUGCCCACAACAGGGAUGCUGAGGAGGAGUGCCAGCGGCAUGGCCAACGGGCUUGGCUCCCGGGAGAGGCCGAAGAGCGCUGUGUUUGCCAAUGAGACAAAGGUGAAGAUGAGCGUGGAGGAGCAGAUUGACCGCAUGAAACGCCACCAGAGUGGCUCCAUGAAGGAGAAGCGGCGCAGCCUGCAGCUGCCCGGCAGCCAGCAGCCCGACACCCCUGGUACGAAGGCACCUGCAUCCUACAAAGUGGUGCGCCGGCAUCGCAGCAUCCACGAGGUGGACAUCUCUGACCUGGAGGCAGCGCUGCGCUCUGAUGAACCCGGCAAGGUGCACGAGACACCCCGAGAGGAGAUCGCCCGGCUGCGCAAAAUGGAGCUGGAGCCACAGCACUAUGAUGUGGACAUCAACAAGGAGCUAUCCACACCGGACAAAGUCCUCAUCCCCGAGCGGUACAUCGAGCUGGAGCCCGACACGCCACUCAGCCCCGAAGAAAUGAAGGAGAAACAAAAGAAAGUGGAAAGGAUAAAAACCCUCAUUGCCAAGUCCAGCCUGCAGAAUGUCAUCCCCCUGGGUGAGGGUGAAGUGGACGCUCCCCAGGACCCCGAAACACAGCUGCAGGAGCAGGAGAAGAGGAUAGAGAUCUCGUGUGCUCUGGCUGCUGAGGCAUCUCGCCGGGGCCGCAUGCUAUCGGCUCAAUGCGCUACCCCAAGCCCUCCCACCUCCCCAGCCUCCCCGACUCCACCGACAAACCCCCUCUCGUCUGAACCAUCCCGGGUCGCCGACUGCAGCCAUUUUAUGCGUGUCUGAGCCAUGAACUCAAGCCCUGGCAGCCGCCGGUGCCAUCAAGUUCCACGGGGCCACGUUCUAGUGCAGCACCACAUGCGCCCUGGCUCAACAUUGACCCUCUCUGCGCCAUCGUUUUUGGUUCUCCUGGACCCCCUCCCUCCUUCCCAUCGAUGGCAUCAGCCUGGGAUGGAUGAGCGGGAAGGUGCAGCCUCAAUGCUCUGCCCCAUCCUGGAGGAGCCGUGCAGGUGCCACAAGCACCGUCCCCAAGGACUGGGGACACUGAGCUUCCACCUAGCACUGGGACACAGCUGUGAUGUCCUGGGUGCAUGGAGGGACAUGUGCAGCUGGGACAGCCUUGGAGGAGUGCAGCAUCCCUCGGCUCUCCGUGCAUUGGUCACACAAAGGGGACCGUCUCCACCGUGGAUGGUGCAUUCUCCACACACGUCUGUGCUCCUGGCUGUGCCCGGAAUGCUUUCAGCACCUCAAUGGAGGGAGAUGUCAGCCCCAUCGCGGCUGUACUGGGAACAGGGCGCACGGAGAGGGGACGCAAUGGGACACAGGUGCCCAAGGGGCUGGGACGGUGAGGGCUGCCCAGCACAGAGCCAUGGGCAUGGAGCAGCAGGUGCAGGCAGGGACUGGGGAUGUGGGGAAGGAGCAGAGGAGUGGAGCAGAGCCAAUGGGCCGAGCAGCGAUCUGCAGGAUGGAUGGGGAUGGUGACAAGGAGGGGACCGGGCUGGAACCAUGAAUGCUUCCAGGUGGUAGCGAUGCUUUGCUCGUGGUCACCUCUGUCACAGCCCAGGUGGCCCGGCAGGAAUUCCAUGGGGCUGCACGCAUCCAGAGCUCCCCGGGCAGCCCUCUGUGCUGGAGGAGGGGUUCCUUAUCCUGCAGCACCAGGGAUGGAUGUGGGGACAGGAGGGGGCACCUCAGCUGCACAGCAUGGACUGGAUCCCUCUGGUCUCAGCACACAGCCUCGCCAUUGCACUCCAACCACAUCAGCUUGGUCGUUUCUCCUAUCGCAAGCCUUUGAUCCCAUUUUAUUUUCACUUUCCAAACGGAGGGAAAGACGCUGUUUCUGCCUGAAAAUGCAGCACGGUGGGGGGGGGGUGGGGUGGGGGGGGCAGAGGUGGGGGGAUGGGCGGUGUCUCCAUGGCCGGAUCCUGAUGUGUGCCCCCUCUGCAUCCCCAUCCCCCCCCCCUACUCUUAGCAAUACUCAUAGGAUCCCAGGAACCCUCCUCCCGCAGCCCCCUUAGCUCAUAAAGCUGGCCCUUUAUUUUGCUAUCACAUGCCUUAAUAUAUGUUUUAUGGAGAAUUAUACAUUUAUUAUAUAUAUAUAUAUAUAUAUAUAUGGGGUUUUUUUUCUCUUCUUUUCUGGGAGGUGGUUUAGUGCUGAUCUCUCCAUGGGGCUGUCGGCACAACAGGAGCAGAUUCUUUGCCAAUUUAUCAGAAAAUUAAAAAAAAAAAAAAACAAAAAAAAACCCAACCAAACCUAUUUAAAGAACAAUAUAUAUAUAUAUA